Messenger RNA from Hyaena hyaena (striped hyena), 3163 nucleotides. It is a transcript of the gene ZBTB24, whose product is annotated as zinc finger and BTB domain containing 24. NCBI's taxonomy places the organism in Eukaryota, Metazoa, Chordata, Mammalia, Carnivora, Hyaenidae. The coding region runs from base 228 to 2306 and encodes 692 amino acids. Gene Ontology annotation, biological process: regulation of transcription by RNA polymerase II. Gene Ontology annotation, cellular component: nucleus. Gene Ontology annotation, molecular function: DNA-binding transcription factor activity, RNA polymerase II-specific; RNA polymerase II cis-regulatory region sequence-specific DNA binding; protein binding. The transcript has 8 exons. The record is from RefSeq and is a predicted model, not a curated record.
GCGCAGGGACAGGAGCCCGGGCGACGCAGGCACCCCGGCGGCGGGUUCUGCGGAGCGGGGGGCCUGGGCGGCCUUGGCUCGGGUGCGCCAGCCCGGCAGCCGGGUGGGCCGGCCGCGAUCCGGACCCCGCUGGGCUCCCCGACAGAGGAGAAAACAGACCCUGAGAAGCAACAUGGAUCUUGGAGACUCGCCCAACUAGGCUUCGUGCUGCUUGGCUUCUAAGGAAAAUGGCAGAAACAUCAUCAGAGCCUUCUGGGCAGCUUGUCGUACACUCAGACACUCACAGUGACACUGUUCUGGCCAGUUUCGAGGAUCAGCGGAAGAAAGGCUUUCUCUGUGACAUCACUUUGAUCGUGGAGAAUGUGCAUUUCCGGGCUCACAAAGCCUUACUUGCUGCCAGUAGUGAAUACUUCUCAAUGAUGUUUGCUGAAGAGGGCGAGAUUGGUCAGUCCAUUUAUAUGCUGGAAGGCAUGGUUGCCGACACGUUUGGUAUGCUCCUGGAAUUUAUCUACACGGGGUGUCUCCAGGCCAGUGAGAAAAGUACAGAACAGGUCCUGGCUACCGCUCAGUUCUUAAAAGUCUAUGACCUGGUAAAGGCUUACACAGAUUUCCAGAAUAAUCAUAGCUCCCCAAAGCCAACGACUUUGAGCACUGCUGGUACCCCUGUGGUUGUUAUUUCUAAUAAGAAAAACGAUCCUCCAAAGCGGAAACGGGGAAGGCCAAGAAAAGUCAACAGUUUGCAGGAGGGGAAAUCACAACUGGCUCCAGAGGAAGAAAUACAGCUGAGAGUAAACAAUUCAGUUCAAAAUAGACAUAACUUUGUGGUGAAAGAGGGGGACAGCGGUGUACACAAUGAUCAGAGUCCAGCAAAAGACACAGACGAUUGUGAGCCAGGUAGAGGGGAGGAAGUGCCCGCUGAAAAAGAUGAGAAUUGUGAUCCCAAGACCCAGGACGGGCAGGACAGCCAGAGUCGAUACAGCAAGCGGAGGAUUCGGAGGUCUGUCAAAUUGAAAGAUUACAAACUUGUUGGGGACGAAGAUGACCAGAGUUCAGCCAGAAGGGUCUGUGGAAGGAGAAAGCGCCCCGGCGGCCCCGAGGCCUGUUGUAAGGACUGUGGCAAAGUGUUUAAGUACAAUCACUUUUUGGCAAUCCACCAGAGGAGCCACACGGGGGAGCGGCCUUUCAAGUGUAAUGAGUGUGGAAAAGGCUUUGCCCAGAAGCACUCCCUGCAGGUCCACACCCGGAUGCACACCGGUGAGCGGCCCUACACCUGCACUGUGUGCAGCAAGGCUCUCACCACCAAGCACUCGCUGCUGGAGCACAUGAGCCUGCAUUCAGGACAGAAGUCUUUUACCUGUGAUCAGUGUGGAAAGUAUUUUAGCCAGAAAAGACAACUAAAGAGCCAUUAUCGAGUUCAUACAGGCCACUCAUUACCGGAAUGCAGCCAUUGCCAUCGCAAAUUCAUGGAUGUGUCUCAGCUAAAGAAACAUCUACGAACACACACAGGUGAGAAGCCAUUUACUUGUGAAAUCUGUGGCAAAUCUUUCACAGCAAAGAGUUCUCUUCAGACCCACAUCAGAAUCCACAGAGGAGAAAAGCCAUACUCCUGUGGCAUAUGUGGCAAAUCCUUCUCUGACUCCAGUGCCAAGAGGAGACACUGCAUUCUGCACACGGGCAAAAAGCCUUUCUCCUGCCCUGAGUGCAACUUACAGUUCGCUCGCUUAGACAACUUGAAGGCUCACUUGAAAAUCCACAGCAAAGAGAAACCUGCGUCAGAUGGCAGCGGCGUGGCUGGCAGUAACAACACUGAAGAGGUCAGGAAUAUCCUUCAGCUGCAGCCCUAUCAGCUCUCUGCAUCAGGAGAGCAGGAAAUCCAGCUUCUUGUGACCAAUUCUGUACAUAACAUCAACUUCAUGCCUGGGCCUAGCCAAGGAAUCAGCAUUGUCACCGCAGAGAGUUCUCAGAAUAUGACCGCAGACCAGGCUGCUAAUCUCACACUGCUCACACAGCAGCCAGAACAACUACAGAAUUUAAUUCUUUCAGCCCAACAGGAGCAAACGGAACACAUUCAGGGCCUCAAUAUGAUUGAGAGCCAGAUGGAGCCUUCACAGGCUGAGCCGGUGCACGUAAUCACACUCUCCAAGGAAACCCUGGAACAUCUCCACGCCCAUCAAGAGCAAACAGGGGAGCUCCACUUAGCAAGUGCUUCAGAUCCGGCUCAACACCUGCAGCUGACGGAGCCUGCUCCCCCGCCACCCACUCACCAUGUGCCCCCGCCCCCACCACUCAGCCAGGAGCAGAGCUGACCUGUGAACAUGUGUGACUUGUCGGUCUCUUCCCAGUAAGCCAGAUCCUUCCAGAGAUAUGAUGGCCAGCUGCUAGUUCUAAUGCUUUCCAUCCAGGCAACAAGACAUGUGUGUUUCAUACCUUGUGUGUAGUCCAGUUUGGAGUUAGCAUUCGUCAUUGAGGAAUGGUUUUCGUCUUUAUCUACAUCUCUUACGGUCUUGGAUGAUUUUUAUUUGGGGGCAUUGAUUUAGACCUCUCUAAGUCAUGAAUGUUCAUGUCCACAGCUUAGGGCCUUGCUGACCUUCCCAGUUAGAUUUUUUAGAAAAAAGGAGGUCAUAUGUUGGCUGAGUUGGGUAGAGUGGUUUCUUUAUUUCUCUUAGGUAAUACCAUCGCUUGUAUAAGACAAGUCAGGGCUGAAUGUGACAGAUAACAACUUUGGAGAAUCUGCCCUUUUAAUACCUUCUAAUCCCAUAAAACAGAGUAACUCAGCAUUUCAUCUCUGUGUGGUACAGUGGGCUCUUUAUGAUUCAGAGACAUGUAAACUAAGAGUCUAUUUUAACUCAAAAUGAAUAUAACAAGAAAGCCAAAAAGUACAGGAUUAUUUUAAAAAUUCUGAACUCAAUUUUUCUGAGAAACAUGGAUUUACAUAUUUUUGGGGGGGUUACAUAUUUUUUUAAAAGCAGGCUAUUGAAAAUUUAAUUUAAAAGUCUAAUUAAAGAGUGGAACUGGGAUCAAGACAGUCAGCCCAUAAAUUCCAGAUUUUUGUCAGCAGUGAUAAUUGUUCUUUCUGAUGAAGUUAAAGCUUUCUCAGUUAUCCUGGAAUAUAGAAUUUUAUUCAGUGUAUUUUAAAUGUCAAAUAUACUCUCCUGAAUUCUAA